This is a messenger RNA of Serendipita indica DSM 11827, 1701 nucleotides long. NCBI's taxonomy places the organism in Eukaryota, Fungi, Basidiomycota, Agaricomycetes, Sebacinales, Serendipitaceae. The record is from the annotation of a GenBank genome assembly.
AUGAGCACCUUUCCGUUGCCCUUGGGUGCAUAUGCGGCCUUUGAAGCCCUCUUCGACACGACUGCACCAACUGGGCCUGCUUCGCUGCCGGUUCCAAAUCCAACCCGUGCAUUCUGGACACAUCCUGGACUGUCAAAGGACUGGCCAUACGACGAAAAUGAUCCCGAGGGCAAUAAACGUAUCAAUCCGUAUGCCAAGGAGGGGAGCGAAGGUGCAUUGACGCAAAACGCGGACGCGGUGAUUAUUGGUGCUGGAAUUAGUGGUAUCAGCGUCGCUCUGGAGCUUGGGAGACUUGUUCGAGAGCAGAGAAAUGGACAGAAGCUCAAGGUUGUCAUCCUUGAGGCUAGGGACUUUUGCUCUGGCGCUACAGGACGGAAUGGUGGCCACCUUACCGCAGCAAUAUCACACAACUACUCCACUCUGGCAAAGAUGUAUGAGCCAGAAGAGGUCAAGCGCUGCUUCCUACUUGAGAGGCAUACCGUGUCAUCUAUUCUGGCAUUAAUUGAACAGAAUGGUUGGGGAGAGUACGUCAACUUGGUCGAAGGGGGACAUAACGUGCUCCUAUUCUCAGACGAUGAGGAGAAGACGGCCAAAGAGGAUUGGGAAAUGGCCGUUGAGGCAGGGGUGGUCACCAAGGAUCAGAUUACAUGGUUGACGAAAGAUGCGACAGAGAAGCAAUAUGGUGCAUCCUAUCCGAUGUGGCGAAGUGCAGGACACAACCUUUGGCCUCUCAAACUCGUCACCAAGAUGUUUGAACUAGCCCGCGACGGACCGUCUAGAAACUCCAAGACGGAAGACUUCGUAGGGCUCGCAGAUACCAAACGUGGCUGGUCUAUUGGCAACAUUGUGGGCGGCCUGUUUACGAAGCAGACUACAUCACAAGCAGAAAGCAAUGCGCCUCCUCCAUACGAACUCGUUCUACAUACCCAUACCCCAGUGCACUCGGUUCAACGCAAUCGACAUUCUGACGAGUACAAAUGGGAGCUCACAACCUCUCGCGGAGCCAUCUAUGCAAACAAGAUCGUCUACGCUACAAAUGCGUAUACAUCUCACCUCGUUUCCCAUCUCACUGGACCAAAUGGUAUCGUGCCCGUACGGGGACAGGUAGUGGCCAUCCGGGCCUUAGUUGGGUAUACGGACGAAGGUUGGCCAGGCGGGGAUGGGCUAAGUAGAAGUGGAUGGAGUGGAAAUGAGGGAUUCGAAUAUUGGUUCCCUCGUCCACACCCUCGAUCGUCUACCAUUAUGGAUGACAACCGUCCAGAGUUGCAAAAGCCACUGAUCAUAUUGGGUGGUGCACGAGAAACGACGAAAGAUCGUGGAUAUGGGAUGUACGAGACAGAUGACUCGGUGCUCGACCCAGAGGCCAGUCAUGGCCUACGAACGUUCUUGGGACACGUCUUCCCUGGCAGGUUCCCUUCGAAUGAGCAACACGGAAACGAGGAUGAUGUCGAAGUCGAAUGGUCUGGGAUAAUGGGAUUUACAAAGUCGGGAGAUCCCUUUGUCGGGAGGCUCAAAGAUGCUAAUGGGGAUGUUGUUGAAGGACAAUACAUCGUCGCUGGAUUUACGGGACACGGGAUGCCCCGUGUGUAUGGAUGUGCACAAGCGCUGGCAUCUCUAGUGUGGAGAGACAUUGCUCAUCCAGAGACAACCUGGACGCCACCAGACUUUCUGCCACGCCAUUAUCUUACAGAGACAUUUUGA